AUGGCCAAUUUCGUAAGCGGCGCAUGGAAAAGUGGAAUCUUCGACAACAAAGUCGUCUUUUGUACUGGUGGAACUGGAACAAUCUGUUCCGGCCAAGUUCGUGCUUUGGUCUCGUUGGGCGCGAAUGCUUGCAUUAUCGGUCGUAAUGCAGAAAAGGCUCAAAGCGUGGCCACGGGCAUAGCAAAGGAAAGAUGCGGGAGCAAAGUGUUGGGCCUCGGUGGUGUUGAUGUCAGAGAUUUCGACAAGGUCAAAGCCGCAGUUGAGACUUGUGUACGAGAGUUGGGUGGCAUUGACUUCGUCAUAGUUGGAGCAGCGGCGAACUUCCUUGCUCCCAUCUCAGCCCUAUCAUUGAAUGCAUUCAGAACAAUUAUUGAUAUUGAUCUCAUGGGAUCUUGGAUCACGAUGAAGGCGACCCUGCCGUAUCUACUGCGAUCGGCGGAGAGGCAUAAAGGCAGCGUUUCUAAUGGAACUGGUGGACGCAUUGUCUUUAUCAGCUCAACCAAUUACCGCAGCGCGAGAGUUGCGCAAGUUCAUGCUUGUGCAGCUAAGGCUGGAGUAAAUGCCAUCUCUGAUGUUUUAUCAUUGGAACACGCUCCACAAGGACUGACAUCCAACAUCAUAGCUCCAGGUCCCAUCGGCGAUACAGAAGGAUUGCGCCGGCUGUCGGACCCCACCUUGCGUGAGGAUGCUAUCCGUAGUGUCCCUGUUCAAAGACUCGGACUCGUCAAAGACAUUGCAGAUGCGACUGUCUUCUUGUUUGGGGACACUGGAAAUUUCAUUAAUGGAGCUUGCCUCGAUGUAGACGGAGGCUCCUGGCGCGUCAGAGGAGGAGGACAGUUCGGGAAUCGUAAGUAUCCAGAGUCGAUCAACUCAGCCGCGUCCAUGGGCCGCGAGAAAACAAGUAGAUUAUGA
Molecule: messenger RNA, 912 nt
Organism: Exophiala bonariae
Lineage: Eukaryota; Fungi; Ascomycota; Eurotiomycetes; Chaetothyriales; Herpotrichiellaceae
Exons: 4
Coding region: 1-912 (303 amino acids)
Biological process (GO): fatty acid catabolic process
Cellular component (GO): peroxisome
Molecular function (GO): 2,4-dienoyl-CoA reductase (NADPH) activity
Source: RefSeq, a predicted model, not a curated record